Molecule: messenger RNA, 237 nt
Organism: Cooperia oncophora
Lineage: Eukaryota; Metazoa; Nematoda; Chromadorea; Rhabditida; Trichostrongylidae
Source: the annotation of a GenBank genome assembly
AUGGAUGCUUUGAUGAAUUACCUAUCUGUUGUUGGCUACCCUGAUACAUUGAAGGCAUGGCCACCUUCAUGUCAAGUUAUUGGAAAAGACAUAUUGAAGUUUCACUCAUUUUACUGGCCAGCCUUCCUUAUGGCAAUGGAACUUCCUCUGCCAGAAAAGUUGUUUGUACAUGGGCAUUGGCUAGUCGACAACGUUAAGGGUGAUGUAAGCACCGCUCCUGCACUAUAUGCACGCUAG